Molecule: messenger RNA, 1665 nt
Organism: Miscanthus lutarioriparius
Lineage: Eukaryota; Viridiplantae; Streptophyta; Magnoliopsida; Poales; Poaceae
Source: the annotation of a GenBank genome assembly
AUGGGGUCGUGGCGCAAGGCCUACGGCGCCCUCAAGGACUCCACCACGGUUGGCCUCGCCAAGGUCAACAGCGAAUUCAAGGAAUUGGAUAUUGCAAUUGUGAGGGCAACCAACCACGUCGAAUGCCCUCCCAAGGAACGGCACGUUAGAAAAAUAUUCUUGGCAACCUCAGCAAAUUGCCCUCGCGCAGACGUCUCGUACUGCAUAUAUGCAUUGUCAAGGAGAUUGUCCAAGACAAAGAACUGGAUAGUUGCGCUCAAGACAUUGAUAGUGGUACAUAGGCUUCUGAGAGAGGGUGAUCCCACAUUCAAGGAAGAGUUUCUGGCCUACUCAUCCAGGGGGAACAUUUUGCAUAUAGCCAAUUUCAAGGAUGACUCUAGUCAAUCAGCUUGGGAUUGCUCAGCAUGGGUUCGCACCUAUGCAUUCUUCCUGGAGGAACGGCUCGAGUGCUUUAGGGUUCUCAAAUACGACAUCGAAACUGAGCGUCUUGUGAGAUAUCCCCAGACUUCUAGCAAGGCACACAGUAAAACCAGGACCCUACCUAGCCCAGACCUUUUGGAACAGUUGCCUGCACUGCAGCAGCUGCUUUUCAGGGUUGUAGGCGUCCAGCCUGAAGGUGCUGCCUGCUCAAAUUACCUUAUUCAGUAUGCUCUAGCCCUGGUUCUGAAGGAGAGCUUCAAGAUCUACUGUUCAAUUAAUGAUGGCAUCAUCAAUCUCGUUGAUAUGUUCUUCGAUAUGCCAAAGUAUGAUGCAAUCAACGCUCUGGCAAUUUACAAACGAGCUGGCCUGCAGGCAGAAAACCUUGCUGAGUUCUAUGACUUCUGCAAACAACUUGAGCUUGCCAGGACAUUCCAGUUUCCUACUCUCAGGCAGGAGCCGAAGCUACUGACCUAUGACGAAGAAGCUUCAGAGGAACCCGAAAAUCCAGUGGAAGAGGAGAAAGUAGAACCUGAAGAAGAACCAGAACCUCAACCUGUGCCUGAUCCAGAACCCCACCCACAGCAAACAACUGGGGAUCUACUAAACCUGGAUGCAGAGGUGAAUCCUUCGAUUUUGGAACUCGAAGAAAGCAAUGCAUUGGCACUUGCUAUUGUAGCACCAGGUGACUACAAGGCGUCAGCAACUCAAAGUAUGUUUGAUGUCAAUUUGUCUGGGUGGGAGCUGGCACUGGUCACUGCUCCAAGCACCCAUACAAGCCAAGCAGUUCAGACCAACUUGGCUGGAGGCUUUGACAAGCUGCUACUUGACAGCCUCUAUGAAGACGAGGCAAGGAGGCAGCAGAUCGCCAGCGUGACCUACACCGGUAGCCUAGGAGCACCCAACCCUUUCGGCGCCAAUGCCAACGAUCCGUUCGCCAUGUUCAGCAGCUUCGCACCACCGGCUCAUGUGCAGUUGACACUGAUGACUCAGAACCAACAGCAGUACUACCAGGCGCAGCAGUAUUUCCAGCCACAGCAUCAACAGCAGUUUCUCCAGCCACAGCAUCAGCAGCAGUACUUUCAGCAGCAUCAACAGACGUCGGCAAUGCCAACACUAAACAUGUACCACCACCAGUAUCAGUACUCUGUGCCUCCAUCUGGAGCUUCAAACCCGUUUGGUGAUCCUUUCAGUGACCUUGCCCCAAUGGGUGCUCCUGGAAAACAGAGCAACUCAGUUUUUCCCUGA